AUGGUAAACGCAGGCAAGGCCAGCACAGCCAUCGCCGCUGCACGCUACGCCUCGCCGUGGCGCUCGGCAUUGCAAAUCGACCUCGUCGCCGCCACAGACGCCCUCAUCGCCGGCCUCGACGACCUGGCAACCGUCCCCGGCAUCCUCGAGGGCAUCCAGCACAGCAUCGCAGCCAUCAAGCAGCAGGCCGCAGCAGCACAGCCCACACUUCCUUACACCCUGCUCCUCGACCAGAUCUCCCAGCUCCUCGUCGCCUCGCCCAUUCAUGCUCACCGCGUGGCUGCCCACCUCCGACCCAUCCUCGUCGACCUCGCUGCACGCCUUCUUCCUCCGCCGUCGCAGGCGCUAGAUGCAUCCUGGCACCAGCCCACCGUCCGCGCCACCUUUUGCGCGCUCGCUAGCCUGGUCGGCCCGUUUGAGGAGCUCUACGACGUUCUCUUUGCCCUCAUCUCGCAGCCUGGCCUUGCCGGAGGUCCGCUCAGGGAUCUCUCGGCCCAGUGGCUCCAGGACCGACAGCAGCUCGAUGACAUCCUCCUCGCCACAUGGCGUCUGCUCAGCACCUCGGCCGUUGCUCUCGACCACCUCCCACAGGCCUGGCCAUCCGAAUCGCUACAUGCCAUCAUCUCGUCGACAGAUCUGCCCGCCGGCACCCGCCUCCUGGCGCUCGAGGUCUUUGCCCUCCAAGAGCGGUUAGGGCAGGCCACCAAGCUCGAGCUCCAGCAGCGGUGGAUCGGCCGCCCAUCCGUCGUCGUGCCCCAGAGCACCGAAGCGGUGGCGAGCGGAAGCAGCAGUAGCAUCAGCACGGGAAUUGUGGCGGAGAUCCAGUCUCGCGAGGAGCCUGGCCGGUCAAUCGACGUCUGGAUCCUCGAGGAAGAGGAGCGAAGACGCAGCGCCGCCGUGCGACGUGCCUGCCUCUCUACCCCGAUCCCUUUUUUGCCAGCCGAGGAUGCUUCUGGAGAGAGCCUAUCUGCACCACGCCAAGUCAAGGCCGAGGACCAGAUGGACGUCGAUCCAGACUCGCAGCCGUCAGUCCCGACUUCGCCCUUAUACCCGGCUCUCCGACCACAUGAUCUCUGCUCUUCGGUCUGCGAGGUCGGCGGCGUCGUCCUGGUCCGCUCCAGCACCGGCAACAGCGCCGCCCCUUCGCCGGUCGACGCAGCCUCGACGCCUUCUCAGUCUGCAUCCUUUGUCGAGACGCCAAGCUGCAGGCCUGCACUGGCAGAGCUCGGACUGCAUCUUUCGGCGCGGCUGCCGAUCCUCCUGUCUGGCCCGCCCUCGAGCGGCAAGACGGAGCUCAUCUCGUUUGUCGCCAGCCUGCUCCGGCCGGCUUCGGCGCUCGACGACGCCGUCGUGGCCGCUGCGAAGACCAACGUUCUCAACAUCCAGCUGGGCGACCAGUCGGGCGUCGACGCAAAGCAGCUGCUCGGAUCCUUUGUCUCGAGCCCGACGCGGCCCGGCACCUUUGAGUGGUCCGAGGGCGCGCUGACCCGGGCGGUGCGCAUGGGCAUGUGGGUCGUGCUCGAGGACAUUGACAAGGCCGGCAGCGAGGUGCUCAGCACCGUCGGCCGCCUCGUCGAGCAGCUCGGACCCACCAAGCCCGCCGGCGCUCGCCCCAGCAUCGAUCUCGGCAGCCGUGGCAAGGUCGUCGCUGGACAGGGCUUUGCCCUCUUUGCGACCCGAUCGACGCCUGCCUCGGCCUCGGCGCCGACCUCGGCCUCGUCUGGUGCCAGCGCCGCUGCUGGCUCCUCGUCGACGUCCGCUUCAGCGUCGACCUCAAAGUCGGCGGCGGCUGCGAUGCCCCGACCCACGUUCCUCGGCAGCGAGCACUGGGCCGAGGUGCAGCUGCGCGCGCCCACCCGCGACGAUGUCGAGCGCAUCCUCAGCCGCAGCUUCGCCAGGCUCUCGGCCGCGGCCAACGGCGGCUUCCUCCAGCGCCUGAUCAACACGUGGGACAAGGUCCGCAGCGCCACCGUCGGCGCGUCGGCCAAGUCAAGGCAGCAGGAGGUGGCCGCGGGCGCGCUGCGGACCGCAACGUUGCGCGACCUGAUCAAGUGGUGCCGCCGCGUCGAGAAUUUGCUCAAGAGCAGCAAGGUGGCCACGUCCGACCCGUUCACCAUCCCACAGCAGCAGGAGGACGUCUUCAUCGAGGCGUGCGACGUCUUCCUCGGCGCGCUGCCCUCGUCUACCGCCAACCUGGCUCCCGGCACCGUCCCACAGCAGCAGUCGCAGUCGCAAGCGCAGGCUGCAUCGACGGGCAAGGCUGUGGACCGCUACAGCGCCCUGGUCGAGCUCAUCGCCGAGGAGCUCGGGCUUAGCAGCGAGCGAGCGUGGUGGUCGCUCAAGGGCCGCACGCCCGAGCUGUCACUGCAGACGCCCGACGCCGCCGAGCUGGCGGCCGACGGCGGCCACCUCCGGCCCUCGAUGCUGCGAGUGGGGAGGUGCCAGCUGCCGCGCAAGCCGCGCUCGGCCCAGUCGCGCGCCCAACCCAUCAACCGCAAGUUUGCCCUGACCAAGCCCACCCUCGGCCUGCUCGAGCGACUGGCGGUCUCGACGGCGCUGAGCGAGCCGGUGCUGCUGGUGGGAGAGACGGGCACGGGCAAGACGACCGUCGUCCAGCAUCUCGCCUCGCUGCUCGGGCGCUCGAUGACGGCACUCAAUCUGAGCCAGCAGACCGAGAGCGGCGACCUGCUCGGAGCCUUCAAGCCGCUCGACCCCAAGCUGCCCGCCACCGAGCUCCACGACGAGUGGGUGCAGCUCUUCUCGCGCACCUUUUCGUCGCGCCGCAACGCCCGGUUCGUCGAGGCCGAGCGCAAGGCGUUCCUCGGCGGCAAGUGGGCCAGGCUCGCGGGGCUCUGGCGCGAGUCGGCCAAGAUGGCGGCGCAGCGCAAGAAGGCGGCCGCCGCCAACGGUGACGCCUCCGGCGCGGCAUCGGCCCCGGUCCCUGCUGAGGCGACCACGGCGGCGGCAGCGGCGACGACGACGACUACCACCACCACCAAGUCGAGGAAGAAGCGGCGCACCGAGAACGGCUCGGCCGAAGGCUCGGCGUCUGGCAUCGACGACGUCGAGGCCGACGCCAAGCUCGACGCCGAGUGGGUGCGCUUCGACCAGCUGGCGCGCGACUUUGGCAUCCAGCACGGCUCCAAGAAGCGCAACCUGGUCUUUUCGUUUGUCGAGGGUCCGCUGAUCCGCGCGCUGCGCCAGGGCGACUGGGUGCUGCUCGACGAGAUCAACCUGGCCGCGGCCGAGACGCUCGACUGCCUCUCUGGCCUGCUCCAGUCGCCCAGCUCGAGCAUCACGCUGACCGAGCGCGGCGACCUCGAGCCCAUCCCGCGCCACCCAGACUUCCGCCUGUUUGCCUGCAUGAACCCGGCCACCGACGUCGGCAAAAAGGAGCUGCCCUCGGGCCUGCGCUCGCGCUUCACCGAGCUCUACGUGCCCAGCCCGGACUCGGACCGCGACGCGCUCGUGGCCAUCGUGGAAAAGUACAUUGGCGAGCACGCCGUGGGCGACCGCGGCGUCGUCAUGGACGUGGCCGAGUGCUACGCCGAGAUCCGCCGCAUGGCGCAGCGCCACGAGCUAGCCGACGGCGCCAACCAGCGCCCGCACUACUCGAUCCGCACCCUCGCGCGCGCCCUCACUUUCGCCACCGACAUCGCGCCCUCGUUUGGCCUGCGCCGCGGGCUGUGGGAGGGCUUCGUCAUGGCCUUCACCCUGCUGCUCGAGACCAAGAGCGCCCAGGCGGUGCGCGAGGUCAUCGAGCGCAACGUGCUCGCCAAGGCCAAGAACGCGCGCGCCAUCGCCACCUUCACGCCGCCCGCGCCUCCGGGCACCGACGAGGGCAAGUUUGUCCAGGUGGGGCCGUUUUGGCUCGAGACGGGCCCGCUGCCGCUUGACGCGGCCGGAGAUUACGUCCUCACGGCGUCGGUCCAGGCCAAGCUGGUGGGCCUGUCGCGCGCCGCCCUGACCCGGCGCUUCCCCGUCCUCAUCCAGGGCCCCACGUCGGCGGGCAAGACGAGCGCCGUCGAGUACCUGGCCCGCCGCACGGGGCACCGCUUCGUCCGUAUCAACAACCACGAGCACACCGACAUCCAGGAGUACCUCGGCUCGUACGCGUCGGACCCGGACACGGGCCGGCUGGCGUUCCACGAGGGGCUACUGGUCAAGGCGCUGCGGCGCGGCGACUGGAUCGUGCUCGACGAGCUCAACCUGGCGCCCACCGACGUCCUCGAGGCGCUCAACCGGCUCCUCGACGACAACCGCGAGCUCGUCAUCCCCGAGACGGGCGAGGUGGUCCGCCCGCACCCGCACUUUAUGCUCUUCGCCACCCAGAACCCGCCGGGCCUCUACGCGGGGCGAAAGGUGCUCAGCCGCGCGUUCCGCAACCGCUUCCUCGAGCUCCACUUUGACGACGUGCCCAAGGCCGAGCUCGAGACGAUCCUCACCAACCGCUGCGCCAUCGCGCCCUCGUACGCCGCGCGCAUCGUCGGCGUGUUCGAGGAGCUGCAGAAGCGCCGCCAGGCGGGACGCGUCUUUGAGACCAAGCAGGCCUUUGUCACGCUGCGCGACCUCUUCCGCUGGGGCAUGCGCGAGGCCGUCGGGUACCAGCAGCUGGCCGAGAACGGCUACAUGCUCAUCGCCGAGCGCGCCCGCCGCAGCGACGACCGCGCCACGGUCAAGGAGGUCAUCGAGAGCGUCAUGCGCGUUAAGAUCAACACGGCAUCGAUCUACGACCUUCACGGCGCCGGGCGCGAAAAGGUGGCCGCCCGCAUCGGCCCGACCGUCACCGACUCGAUGAUGCGCGCGGUCGGCGAGUCGCGCAUCGUGUGGACCGACGCCGUGCAGCGCCUCCUCUGCCUGGUGGCCACCGCGCUGCGCUACGACGAGCCCGUGCUCCUCGUCGGCGAGACGGGCGCGGGCAAGACGUCGGUCUGCGAGGUCCUCGCCCACGCCUUUGGCCGCAAGCUGCACAGCGUCAACUGCCACCAGAACACCGACACGGCCGACCUGCUCGGCGGGCAGCGCCCGCUCCGCAACCGCGCCGCGCUCCAGGCCGAGGCCAAGCUCGCCGCCCUCGAUGUCCUCGAGCGGGUCGGGGUCGCCCACUCGCUCACUGCCCAGAGCCUGCCCGAGGAAUUUGCCGCCGCCCUGUCGUCGGUGCUGUCCAAGUGGCCCUCGGCGACCAGCGAAGCUGCUGUCAGCGCCUCGGAAGCUGGAGUGACGGCCGACGAGAGCGCAGCGCUCAAGGCGCACACGGCCAAGGUGCUGCAGAAGGUCAACCAGUCGACGGCGCUGUUCGAGUGGCACGACGGGCCGCUGGUGCAGGCGAUGCAGGCCGGGGACCACCUGCUGCUCGACGAAAUCUCGCUCGCCGACGACAGCGUCCUCGAGCGCCUCAACAGUGUCCUCGAGCCCAGCCGCACCCUGGUGCUGGCCGAGCGCAGCACCACGUCGUCGCCCAGCGCAGUCCGCGAUGGCUCCGACAUCUCGGCCGCCGAGAUCCGCGGCGCCGCCGGCUUCCAGGUGCUCGCCACGAUGAACCCGGGCGGCGACUACGGCAAAAAGGAGCUCUCGCCGGCGCUGCGCAACCGCUUCACCGAGAUUUGGGUGCCGCACAUCGACGUGCGCGCCGACCUGGUGCGCAUCGUCGAGGCCCAGUGGCGCGACGAUGCGCUGCGUGCCUGGACCGAGCCGCUGCUCGACUUUGCCGACUGGUUCGUCCACCAGAUUGGCGGCAUCGACCAGGCCAACAUCGGCCUGCGAGACCUGCUCGGCUGGGCCGCCUUCAUGAACCAGACGGCGGCCGGCGACGCGCCGGUGCUCGAGCCGGCGCUCGCGUUUGCCCACGGCGCCUCGCUCACCAUCAUCGACGGCCUCGGCGCGCUGCCGGCCACGGCGGCCAUGUCGGCCCACGGCCUGCGCGAGCUGCGCGCAAAGUGCUUUGCCAAGGUGGCCGCCAUGAUUGCGCCCGUCGAGUUUGACGCCGCGUCGCCUGCCAUGUUUGAGGUGAGGCAGACUGCCGACCGCUUCGGCGUCGGUCCCUUUGCCGUAGCGAUGGGCUCUGUCGCUGCUGCCGCUGCUGUCAGCGCUGAUGGCGACGGCAACGACGCGGCGGCCGGCUCGUUCAGCUUUGGCGCGGCCACGUCGGCGUCGAACGCGAUGCGCGUGCUGCGGGCGCUGUGCGUGCCCAACAAGGCGCUGCUGCUCGAGGGCAGCCCGGGUGCCGGCAAGACGAGCCUGAUCAGCGCGCUGGCCAAGGCGACGCGCAACCCGCUCACGCGCAUCAACCUGUCCGACCAGACGGAGCUGGUCGACCUCUUUGGCGCCGACCUGCCCGUUGAAGGCGGCGGGCCGGGCGAGUUUGCGUGGCGCGACGCCGCCUUCCUCACGGCGAUGCAGAAGGGCGAGUGGGUGCUGCUCGACGAGAUGAACCUGGCCUCGCAGACGGUGCUCGAGGGCCUCAACUCAUGCCUCGACCACCGCGGCACCGUCUUCCUGCCCGAGCUCGGCCGCAGCUUCACCAAGCAUCCGAGCUUCCGCCUGUUUGCCGCGCAGAACCCGCACCAUCAGGGCGGCGGACGCAAGGGCCUGCCAAAGUCGUUCCUCAACCGCUUCACCAAGGUGCACAUCGAGGAGCUGACGCCCGACGACAUCCUCGAGAUCUGCACCCACCUCUACCCGCGCUUCGACCCGGCCGACCUGCGCAAGAUGAUCGCCUUCAACUCGCGCCUCCACCACGAGACGAUGGUGCGCCACAGCUUCGGCCGCGUCGGCGCGCCGUGGGAGUUUAACCUGCGCGACCUCCUGCGCUGGCUGACGCUGCUCCACUCGAAUCUCGGCCUCAAUGUGCGCGGGGCGCCCAUCGAGCACCUCGCCUCGCUCUACGUCCUCCGCUUCCGCACUGCCGCCGACCGCCGCGCCGCCCGCGGCCUCUACGCCGACGUGUUCGGCAUCCCGCUGCCGGACGACGUGCGGCCGUGGCCCAGCGUCACACCUCGACACGUCCAGUUCGGCCACGCGCUCCUCGAGCGCGGACCCCGGCGCCUCGACGCCACGGCCAACCUGGCGCUGCUGCAGCACCAGCUGCCGACGCUCGAAGCGCUCGCCGACUGCCUGCAGAUGUGCUGGCUCGGCAUCCUCACGGGACCCAGCGGCGUCGGCAAGACGAGCGUCGUCCGCCUGCUGGCGCAGCUCGCCGGCGCGCGCCUCGAGGAGUUUUCGAUGAGCUCCGGCACCGACACCAUGGACCUGCUCGGAACGUUUGAGCAGUACGACCCGCAGUCGCAGCUGCGCGACGCCCUGGUGCGCGUGCGCCUCGCCGUCGAGCGGCUCAUUGAGCGGGGCGGCGCCGUCGCCUCGUCGGACGAGUUUGGCCGGCUGUCGGCCAGCGACCGCGCCGUGUCGGCUGAGCUUGACCUGCUGGUCGCCCACAAGGACCACGCCGUCGACCACGCCGGGCUGCUCGCCGCCAUCGACACCCUCGCUUCGCAUCCGCUGACGGUCGAGGAUGACGACGCCAAGCACGCCAUCGCCUCCGCGCGGCAGUGCAUUGUCCAGAGCCGGCAGCUGCAGCUGCAGCAGCGGGCUGAUUCCGCAAACGAGGGCGGCGGCAGCUCGGGCCGCUUCGAGUGGACCGACGGCCCGCUGCUGCGCGCCCUCAAGGAGGGCCACUGGCUGCUGCUCGACAACGCCAACCUCUGCUCGGCCUCGGUCCUGGACCGGCUCAACUCGCUCUUCGAGAUCGACGGCCAGCUCGUAAUCAGCGAGCGCGGCGUCGUCGACGGCGAGGUGCCCGUCGUCCGGCCGCACCCCAACUUCCGCGUCUUUAUGGCGCUCGACGCGCGGCACGGCGAGCUCUCCCGCGCCAUGCGCAACCGCGGCAUCGAGAUCUGCAUGGUCCCUCCCGCUGCGGCCGGCUCGGCUGGACCUGCCUCUGGCUCCAAGAUCGCGACGCUUGAGGGUGAUGCCGACCGGCUGCGGCUGUCGAGCCUCGCUCGUGCCGAUGUGGUGCCAGUCGCUGCAGCCUCCGCGCGCGACGUCAGGCACGACGCUGCGCUCAUGCCGGCGACGAUCGCAUCGCAGGCCGCUCGGCGAGGCAUGCUCGUUGCCAGCGCUGCUACACAGGCUCAGAGCGAGGACGAAGCCAAGCGCACCGCGCACUGGGCCGCGUCAUCGCUCGUCCUCCGCAACUCGGCGCUCGCCGCCGGCGUCGCUGCCUCGGCCUUCCUCUGCAGCGGCAGCGACCAGGACCUGUCGGCGGCGGCGGCGUCGCGCUCGUACCUGCUCCGCUUCUCGAACCCAGAGGCCGUGCCGCUCCUCACCCACCUGCUGGGCCGGUACGCCCGAGACGCCGACACGCAGCAGCAGUCGCUGCUCGCGCUGCAGGUCUGGUCCAAGGCCGACAACGUGUCGAAGCUCGUCACGCAGCGCAUCGAGGCGCUCGCCGGCGGCGGUCUCGCCGUGCCGCGUCCCUUUGUCGAGCGCCAGCCGUUCGAUGUGCGCUACAACGACAACGUCUCGGCGCUCCUCGAGCAGGACCAGCAGCAGCAGCAGCUCGACGCAUCGUCGCACGACGGCGGCAAGCUGCAGCUGUACGCCGCAGCGCUGCUGCAGCAGAUCGCGCUGCGAUCGCUCUCGGAGGCGGCGCAGAAGAAGGACAAGAAGUUGCUGAGCGUCAUGGAACAGUCGGCCCUGGCCGCCCUCAACAGCGACGGCGCCAACGCCGGUGCAUCCGGCUCUGAGCAGAGCGAGGAAUCGGCCAUCCAGCAGGUGUUCCCGCUCUCGGCCUCGAUUGUGCGAGCGGUGCAGGAGUGGUCGGGCUCCGACGCAGCCCUCGACAGCCAGGUGGCGGCCCGCGUCCAGACCCUGCUGCACACGUGCGGCUUCCUCGAGAAGCUGUGCUCGAGCUCCGAGCUCGACUACUCCGCCAUCCAGGUGCUGGUCCAGGUCAUGGCCGAGACGAUGGCCAAGCUCGAUGCGGCCGGCCUGCCGCUCCAGGCGGCGCUCGGCAGCGCCCUCGAUCAGCUUGGCGGCAAAAUCAACCUGACCUCGGGCUUCGCCAUGCAGACCAUCUGGACCCUCUGCCUGGCCAAGGCGGCCGACAGCCGCGGCGCCGAGCUGUCGAGGCAGAUUGCCGAUGUGCUGGCCCGCUCGCCGCCGCGCAGCCUGCCCCGCGACGCCGCCGUCAAUGCGCUCGAUAUCGCCGCCACCCUGACCCUCAGCGGCGCGGCGUGGUCGCAGAAGCAGUCGGCGGAGCUGCUCGACCUCGGACGCAAGACGCUUGCCUCGCUGCAGAACCUCGAGUCCAAGGCCCUCCAGGAGCAGCAGCAAGACGGAGAGACUGCCGGCUGGAGCACGGCAGAGGAGGAUACGCGAGAAGCAGUGGCCGCCUCGGCCAUGGACGUCGCCGUCCAGAGCGUGCUACGCUCGGCGUCGGCGUCGGUCUCUCCGGCGGGCAGCGUGGGCAGCGUCGACCUCGCACGGCUACGCUGCUUCGUCGAGCUGCUCAAGCAGGGCUCUGGCCUCCCUCUCUCGGCCGCCGUCCCCGUGCGCGCGGCCAUCUGGUCGCUCGAGGCAUCGGGCGGCAACGUUCUGGCGAGCAGCGGCGCCGCUGACAAGCUCGAUGCGCCCGACGUCGAGUGGAUCCGCCGCCUUUGGGCCCAGAUCGACCCGGCAAGCGCUGGCGAACGCCAAGGAGGAGGGCGCCGCCGCCGUGACCACGCCGGGCCAGCCGAGCUCUUCCGCCCCAUGCUGCUGCGCGCUAUCCUCGACUCCCGCUCCGACCGCGUCAGCCUCGAGCGCCGGAUCGAGCACGAUGCGUCGGCGCGCAGGCUGGCGCUCUCGGCGUGCGUCGCCACGCCUGCCAUGAUGCCGUCCAGGCUUGAGCAGGUCCGAAGCCUGCUGAAUGGCUUUGCCAACUUGAUGUCCGAGGCUCUGAGGCGCUCAAUCGCCCGCGUCGAUGGAGUCCCGAUCGGCAAGGACCGCACCGGCGGCGGCCGGAGUGCCGAAGUCGGCCUGCAGCGCCUCGCCACCGAGUUUGCCACGCUCGGCGAGCUCGAGGCCGUCUCGGACGAGUCGAGGGCGAUCGCCUCCGAGUGGUCGGCCAGCCUGGCUCAGGUGGCUGCGCUGUCGACGGGCAAGCGCGGGCCCGAGGCGAUGCUCGGAGCGGGCCAGGCGUGGGUGGUGCUGGCCAUGUCGGUGCUGCGCCUCUACCUGCCCAACUUUGCGCUCGACCCGGUCGUGACGCAGCAGACGCGCGGCGCCUUUAGCGCCUUCUGCCGCGACGAGGUGCGGGCGCAGCUCGCCGUCGAGACGGCCGCCGAGGCCGUCGUCACGGGUCGGCCGGGCAACGCCAUCACGCGGCAGCUGGGCGCGGAGCUGGUCGACAUCACUGGCCGCAUGGCCAAGGAGUCGACCAAGACGCUGCCGCGCGGCUCGGACCUCAAGCUCCUCACGCAGCUCUACCGCGAGAUGCACGCCUUUGUGCAGCAGGUGCUGGCCACGUCGAAGCUGGCCGACCUGAUGAACGCCAUGCAGGCGGCCGAGUUCGACCAGCAGACCGAGGAUCGCGAGGUCAGCCUGCAGGCGAGCAUCAUGGGCUUUGCGCACCGCCUGCGCCAGACGUUUGCGCCGCUCCACGACCUCAUUGCGCCGUUCCUGCUGGUGCUGUCCCAGGUGCAGCUCGGCUUCCGCACCAUGGCCCAGGCGGCCCGGCUGGCCAGCCGCACCGCCGAGGUCAACCGCCAGUCCAAGGUGCUCGAGGCGCUCGUCACCUUCCCCACGGCGGCCAGCAUCGCUGCCUACGGCCGCCUCGAGCUGCCCGUCAAGCUCAAGACGACGUCCAAGUCGGGCGUCCUGACGGCGCCGCUGCUCCUCGCCUCGGUCUCGUCGGUGGCGCUUGAUGCCGAGCGCCUGGGCGCGCAGAGCGUGCGCCAGAUCGGCACUCUCCGCCGCAUCAGCCGCACCUACGACCAGCUCUACCAGCUCUGGACGCUCGACCGCGAGCGCGAGCGCCAGGCCGAAGAGGCCAACGCCAGCCUGUACAAGUCGAAGCGCUUCGACCUCGAGAUGGCUGCCGACGCCGAGGCCGAGGAGCGCGAGUUCCGCAUGCUCUUCCCGGAGUUCAAUGACGUCCUCGACGAGCCGUCGGGCGGUCAGCAGCAGCAGCAGCAGCAGCAGCAGGACGCAGCGGCAGACUCGACGGCGGUCAACUCGCUCCUCAAGCCGCCGCACUUUGUCCAGCUCUACCGCGCCCACAUGGCGCUGUUCGGCGACGGCGAGGUGGCCAGGCAGCAGGCUGCCGCGUCGCGCGAGGUCUUUUACGCCAGCCGCGCCGAGCUGGUGCGGAGGAUCGUCAACUCGCACUACGCCCAGCUCAGCGAGAAGAUCGACCAGAUCGGCGCCGCUUAUCAGGUGGCCGCUGCGACCUCGAGCGUCGGCGCCCCGUUGGCCUCGCCGGACGACGGCACCGGCGGCGGGGUGGGCAGGUUCAACUUCUACCUCGACCCCCGGCCGGACGAAGCGGGCAAGGUGAUUUCGAUCGUCGACGGUCUGCGCCGCCGCCUGUCGGAGCUGAUUGCCGAGUGGCCGGACCAGAUGGUGCUGCAGCACAUCCGCGACCGCUGCGAUGCGCUGCUGCGCCUCGACUCGGCGAGCCCGGUGGCCAAGGUGCUGAGCGCGCUCGAGCAGCUGCUGAUGCACACCGAGGACUGGGAGGGCUUUGCCAGCUCGCAGACGACGCUGCAGCCGCACCGCGAGCGCGUCUCGGCCCAGAUUGUCGAGUGGCGCCGCCUCGAGCUGUCGUGCUGGGCGCGCAUCCUCGACAACCAGGCGACCGACUACGUCGAGACGGGCCUGGCCGAGUGGUGGUUCCGCCUCUUUGAGGUCCUCGUUGGCGGCACGCGCUCCGCCGCGGCCGAGGGCGACGAGGCGCGCCAGGCCCACGUCCGCAAGCUCAUCGACUCGCUCGACCAGUUUGUGCGUUCCGGCUCCAUCGGCCAGUACGAGGCGCGGCUGCGGCUGCUCGAUUCGUUUUCGCGCUUCCUUGACCUCCUCGUCGAGCUGGCGCCCGUCGACGAGAGCCGCGGCCUGCGCGACGUCGGCGUGGUGCUGCAGAACGUUACGGCCUUCUUUUGGCAGUUCCAGCCCAAGGUGGCCGCGACGCUCCGGCAGCAGCGCGACGUCCUCGAGCGCGAGAUCCGCAACUACAUCAAGCUUGCCAGUUGGAAGGACGUCAACGUCCACGCGCUCAAGGCGUCGGCGCAAAAGACGCACCGGCAGCUCCACAAGUGCAUCCGCUCCUUCCGCGACAUCCUCCGCCAGCCCGCCGACCCGCUGCUCGCCGCCCACCUCGACGGCCUGUCGAGAAAGGACCUUCCCGCCGUCAUCGCCAUCAAGGUCGAGCACGCCCCCGCCAAGAUCGACCAGCGGCUGUGGGCCGCCGUCUGCCGGGCGGGCGACGACGCCGUCGCUGCUCCGGCAGGACACCAGGCGCAGCUGCCGCAGCACCUCGCCAACCUGGCGCAGACGUACACGAUGCUGCGCCAGAUGGGCGGCAAGCACCUCGUGCCGCAGCUGACCGACGCCAGCGUGGCCGACGGCCUUUCUUCGCUGGCCGAGGAAAUCAUCGAGCGGCAGCAGUCGCUGGCCAAGCUGACGCCGGCGUUCCACAAGGAGGAGACCGAAAAGGCGAUCAAGAACCUCAACCUGCGCAAGCGCAAGGCGUGGACCGAGCUGCUGCGCGAGCUGCGCCGCAUCGGCCUCAACGGCUUCGUCAACUCGGACGUGCCCAAGCGCAACCAGGACAGCGCCUUUGUCUAUACGCAGGAGCCGCUGCGCGCCGUCUGCCCCGCCUCGCUCGGCGGCGAGGUGUUUGAGAGCGUCGAGCAGUUCCACUUCCGCCUCCUCGCCGGCCUGCCCAAGGUGCGCGACUCGCUCGGCAACCACAGCGCCGACCUGUCGACGGCCGAGCUGCAGCGCUGCGUCAACUACGUCGAGCACUGCGUCAGCCUCGUCUUUGGCGAGCGCAGGCGCAUGUCGAAGCUGCUGCGCGACUUUGCAUGCCUCGAGAAGGUGGCGCACCGCAUCGAGGUCGUCCACACCGUCGCCGGUGGCGAUGCAGAGGGUGACGCCGCAGCGCCGAUGGCCGUGACGAGGUCCAAGGCCAAGGACACGUUCGCCGACGCGGCCGACUUUGUGGCGCGCCUGGCAUCGAGCCUGGAAGAGGUGCUGCAGCUGGCGCCCAAGCACAUCGCCCUCUCGCCGUUCGGUCCGAUGGGCACCGAGGCCGUGCUGACCAGCCUCGGCCGACUCAGCGCGACGGCGACCCAGCUUGCCGCGCAGAUGCAUCGCACCCGCGCCGACGCCGUCGUCAUCGACUCGUUCUGCUUCCUCGCUGCGGGCGAGGAGCAGGUGCUGUCCAAGGCCGCCGAGCUCGCCCGCGAGGUCGUCGACUGCCUCGUCCGUGGCGAGGAGACGGCGCCGGCGCUGUCGGCCCUCGUCCGACCGACGCGCACCUGGACCGAGGCGAUGAGCUACACCAUCUCUGCCUGCCUCGCGUCCAUCGUCGCCGACGGAGAAGAGGACGAGGACGAGGAGGAGCAGAUUGCGCCCUUCCGCGACCAGAGCAACCGGGUCAUCUCGUCGAUCCUCCUCGUCGCCCAGGAUCUGCGCAAGAAGGCCGAUCUUGCCGCUGCCAAGCCGUCUGCUGCUGCCGAUGGCGAGGCCAAGAAGGCCGACGACAAUGACGCCGACGACGAGGACAAGGACCUCGAGGACAAGGCGGUGCUGUCGGAGCUCGAGCGCCUGGCCCACGACCACCGCACGCUGCGGUGCGAGUCGGUGCUGAUCGAGGUGGAAAAGGCGCUGUCGCUGGCCGACUCGCUUCCGCACACGGCGUCGGCGGCAGCGGCGGCGCACCACCACCUGGCGCGGCUAUCGCCGUUCGUGCACGAGUAUGCAUCGCUGCUUCGCGCCCACCUGGUCUCUUCGGCCAACUGGUCGCGCUCGCUGCUCAAAAUGAGCCAUGUGCUGUGCAACCUCGUGUCGGCGCUGGCCGCCAAGGGCUUCUGCAAGCCGCCCGAGGAGCAGCAGCAGCAGGACGGCGACGACGGCGAUGGCGGAGAGCAGCUCGAGGGCGGCACGGGCCUCGGCGACGGUUCGGGCGCCAAGGACGUCACCGACCAGAUGGACGACGACGAGCCCAUGGAGGAGCUCGCCAAGGACCCCAACCAGGAGCAGGGCGACGAUGGCGAAAGGGACGACAAGCCGGAGCGCGAGAAGAAUGCGCGCGAGGCCGAGGACGACUUCGGCGGCGAUAUGGAGGAGAUCGAGCCGAGCGAGGGCGAGGGCGAGGGCGACGACGACGAGCACAAGGACGACGAGCAGGACGACGAGGAGCCCGACGAGGCCGUGGGCGACGUCGAUCCGCUCGACCCCAACGCCGUCGACGAGAAGAUGUGGGGCAACGAGGACGACGACGAGGACAAGGAGGACAACAAGGACGCCAGGGACAAGACUGACAAGCAGGCCCAGGGCGGCGACGACGCCGACGACGACGACAACGGCCAGGACGACUUGGCGCCCAAGGACGACGAGGGCGAGCGGAAGCAGUCGGACUCGAAGCAGAAGAAGGAAAAGGCAGGCGAGAAGAGCGACAACGUCGACAAAGAGCAGGGUCAGCAGCAGGGCGAUGACGACAACGACGACGGCGGCGCCGAGGACGAAGGCGACGAGGCCGAAAAGCACGAGGGCGACGACGAGGACAAGGGCGACGAGGAGGGCGAAGAGGAGGACCCGGACGCAGACCAGCAGCCCGAGGGUCUCGGCCGCCGCCUCGACGAGCAGAUGCAGGAAGGCGAGAACCUCGACAUCGACGACGAACUCAACAUGGACGACGGCAACGAGCGGGACGAGGCCGAAGACGACGACAGCGGCGAUGACGAGGACGGCCUCAGCGACCUGGCCGGCGACGACCUGCCGCCCAACGAGGAGAAGCAGAAGAAGGACGAGCGCCAGCCAGACGGACUCGACGACCUGGUCGACGACGAGCCGGGCAAGGAGGAGAUCGAAAAGGCCGACGGCGACGACGAGGAGGACGGCGAGGGUGCCGAGCCCGACGAGGCGACCGACGAAAAGGUGGCCAAGGACGAGGGCGAGGAGGGCGCCGCCAUGGACGAGGAUGAGGGUGAGGGCCAAGAUGGCGAGGAUCAGGGCAUCGACGACCAGCAGGCAGCAGCGCAGGACGAAAAGGCACAGCGGCCCAACGACGCCCAGGACCCGGACCAGCCGGUCAAUCUCAACGACGACGGCGCCGCCUACGACCAGGGCAUGGACGCCGGCGAGGACGCGAGCGCCGAGCAGCAGCAGUCAUCGCGCGGCCAGCAGGGGCGACGGGCCGAGGCGGCGCAGCAGAGCACCAACGACGCCGACGACGGCAUGAUGGACGAGGACGACGAGGCGGCGCUGCCCACCGAUCAGGACCCCUCGGCGGGCGGCGGAUCGUCGCGCGCCCAGCGGCCGCAGCCCGAGGCGGUCGAGGAGACGUCGCAGCAGCGGCCGGACCUUGACGCCGCCAACCCGAUGCGCUCGCUCGGCGAUGCGCUGGAAGAGUUCCGACGCCGCUUCGAAGACAUCCAGGAGGCCAACGACCAGGACCAGGCGGCCGACGACGAGCACCAGGGCGACGAGGCCAAGCCCGAGGGCGAGGGCAUGCCCGAGCAGGGCGACGUCGAGCACGUCACCAACGACGACAACGCCGAGGGCCAGGCGCUGGGCGCGGCCGAGGACGAGGACCAGGUGCAGAAGCUGGGCGAGCUGGCCAUCGAGGACGAAAACGACCAGCAGGGCGCCAAGCCGCGCGCCGAAGAGGCCAAGCCGGACCCGUCGCAGGCCGACGCGCCUGAACGCGCGCCGCUCGAGCUGCCGGAUCUGGGCGGGCAGGAGCGCGACGACCAGGGCGAGGGCGCACAGCAAAAGGCGCUGAUGCCGAGCGACAUCAAGCCGUCGUCGUCCUCGCUCACGGCCGAGCAGGAGGCGCUCGCCAACGGCCGCGACGAGGGCGAGGUCAACCCGAACGCCCAGGACAACGACGACGAGGCCAUGUCCGAGGGCGCCUCUUCGGACUCGGACAACGACCCGCUGCCGGACGUGGACCGCGCCGAGGCCGACGCUGCGCUGCUCGAGUCGCUCGACGAGUUUCGCGGCCUGGAUGCCGAGGAGCGGCUGUCGCGGGCGGGCGACCUGUGGCGCUCGUACAAUGCGCUGACGUCGGACCUGUCGUUUGCGCUGUGCGAGUCGCUGCGGCUGAUCUUGGCGCCGACGCUGGCGACGCGGCUCAACGGCGACUUCCGGACGGGCAAGCGGCUCAACAUGCGCAAGAUUGUUCCCUUUAUCGCGUCGGACUUUGCCAAGGACAAGAUCUGGCUGCGGCGGACCAAGCCGUCGAAGCGCGAGUACCAGGUGCUGCUGGCCAUCGACGACAGCCGGUCGAUGGCCGAGUCCAAGUCGGCCCACCUGGCGUACCAGACGCUGUCGCUCGUGUCGGGCGCCCUCAACCGGCUCGAGGUGGGCGAGGUGGGCAUCGUCAAGUUUGGCGAGACGGUGUCGACGCUGCACCCGUUCGGCACGGCGUUUAGCGAUGCCGAGGGCGGCAAAGUGCUCGACUCGCUGCGGUUCGAGCAGAGGGGCACCGACGUCUACCGGAUGCUCGAGUCGAGCCUCGAGCUGCUGGCCUCUUCGCGCGACGAGCGCGGCGGCGGCGGUAGUGGCGAGUCCAAGGAGCUGUGGCAGCUGCAGAUUGUCAUUUCCGACGGCAUCUGCCAGGACCACGAGCGGCUGCGCUCGAUCCUGCGCCGGGCCAAUGAGCAGCGCGUGGUGCUCGUCUUUGUCGUUGUCGACUCGCUCUCGCCUCCCGCUCCUCCUCCUGCUGCUGCUGCUGCUCCCGCGGCAGCAUCAACGUCGGCAACCACGCAGCAGCAACCACCACAACAGCAGCAGCGCGCGUCGAUCCUGUCAAUGUCGUCGGUGAGCUACGAGAUGGACGCGCGCGGACGGCCGCAGCUCAAGAUGCAGCGCUACCUGGACACGUUCCCGUUCGAGUACUAUGUCGUGGUGCGCGACGUCGAGGCGCUGCCCGAGGUGCUGGCCGCCACGCUGCGCCAGUGGGCCGAAAAGAUCCGCGAGAUGGAGACGUGA
Molecule: messenger RNA, 17193 nt
Organism: Pseudozyma flocculosa PF-1
Lineage: Eukaryota; Fungi; Basidiomycota; Ustilaginomycetes; Ustilaginales; Ustilaginaceae
Exons: 3
Coding region: 1-17193 (5730 amino acids)
Biological process (GO): ribosomal large subunit assembly; rRNA processing
Cellular component (GO): preribosome, large subunit precursor; nucleus
Molecular function (GO): ATP hydrolysis activity; ATP binding
Source: RefSeq, a predicted model, not a curated record